Molecule: messenger RNA, 4773 nt
Organism: Coregonus sp. 'balchen'
Lineage: Eukaryota; Metazoa; Chordata; Actinopteri; Salmoniformes; Salmonidae
Source: the annotation of a GenBank genome assembly
AUGAAACAUAAUCUAAAUUUACUAAUUUCACAGGACUGCUAUCUGUUGGAUCAAGGUGGUAUAAGGAUCUUUAUCUGGAAAGGAAAGAAGGCUUCCAAGACAGAGCGGUCUGAGUCUUUGGAUAAAGCAGAAGUGAGCCACACCUCUUGACACAUUUUAGAUUCACAAUGCUUUUGAUAUCCCUUUGCUGUCCCCUAGAUGCUGUUUAGUUUAAUACAGAGUCCAAAAAAUAUCCCCCCUCCCCCCUUUUUGUACAACCCAGAUACCAGAUACCUAAACAAGUUAACCCUGAAAAUCAUCUGGAUCCCUGAAACAUUUAUUCCGGUCCUGGAUCACAGAUACACACAAUCACUUACCAAUUCAACUCUCUCUGACACCCAUAUCUCUAUACCAACCUAAUUGAAGAAUACUUUGGUACCGUCCUAAAAAAAUAUUUUAGGACCCCUCUUCAAAUAAAAAGCAUCUUGUAAUUCUAGGCAUACAAGAAGGCGAAGGGCUACCCUAUCUCCACCUACGUUGAGACGGUGAACGAUGGUGCUGAGUCUGCCGUGUUCAAGCAGCUGUUCCAGAGGUGGACCGUGAAGGGUCAGACUGUGGGGAUGGGGGCCACAAACAGCCCAGGCAAAAUUGGUGAGCAUGUCACACACUGAAAAUAUACACUCAAUGCACACAUCUCCAAUCAGAUGUAUUUAGGAUUUUUUUUCAUUCUUUGGGGAGUAUUGACUGAAAUAUGCUGUGGGAAAUGCACAGUAUGCUUCAAUGUACAUUAUGAAUCCAACACCUAUUUCUCAACUUGACUAAUGAAACUAAGCAUCCAGUAUUCACGGGUAAAAAACAAACAAAAAACACUGAAUGAGCCAACAUUGGUAUCUCUAAAUGUUUUUUCUUGACAAUGCAGCCAAGAUUGAGCAGAUCAAGUUUGAUGCUACUUCCAUGCAUGCAAGGCCUGACCUGGCUGCCCAGCAGAAAAUGGUGGAUGACGGAACAGGCGAAGCAGAGGUUGGUAACAACCUGUAAUAACUAGCUUUGACAAAAUAAUUAUUCAUAAUCCUCCCCUUUAAACUGGAUAUCCAAUACAAAUUAACAUGUCCUAUUCUCCUCCAAUCAGGUGUGGAGGUUAGAGGACAGUGAGCUGGUGCCUGUGGACAGGAAGUGGUUGGGCCACUUCUAUGGAGGCGACUGCUAUCUCAUCCUCUACAAAUAUGAAGUCAGCAACAGGAGUCACUACAUGCUAUACAUAUGGCAGGUCAGAACACCCUACUAUCCAACAUUCCAUCUCCGGCAUUAUCGACAUAGCUCUCUGUCUGCCCGGCAAUCAGGCUUUGAAAAUACCAGAAAAUGUUAAUAUGAGUAGAGCUUAAUUCCAUGACUUAGUGUCUGGCUUGCUUGCUUUCCAUGCAACCUUAUGCAGAAAGGUACAGGAACUAUAGUGUGUUUGAUGUGUACAAUGUAGGGUCGCCAUGCGAGCACAGGAGAGCUGGCUGCCUCUGCUUUCCAAGCCGUGAACAUCGACCGGCAGUACAACGGGGAGCCAGUUCAGGUCCGAGUGCCCAUGGGGAAAGAACCACUCCACCUCAUGGCCAUAUUCAAGGGCAAGAUAGUGGUCUAUGAGGUAGGCGCUUCAUAGUAUUCCUUUGUCAACGGGAUUUCAAGUAAUUCAUCUUACAAGAGGCGACUGAAAUAUGAGACCACAUAGAUCCUAUUCAAUUACGAGACAAACUUCAAAAGUCCAAAUUAUGUUUCACAUCAUCUGGGUCCAUCUCGGUGAUUGGAAUCUCACCAUGAAUGUUAUCCUAUCUCAUCAUCAAGAUUGUAAUCAUGGUUUGCAGGAGGGGAGCUCCAGAGCCAACUCCACACAUGCCCAGCCGACAGUUCGUCUCUUCCACAUCCACGGCACCAACGAGUUCAACACCCGCGCCAUCGAAGUGCCAGCACGCUCCUCGUCCCUCAACUCCAACGAUGUCUUUGUGUUCAGCACUGACACUUGCUGCUAUCUGUGGUACGGAAAGGUAAGCACCAUUUCAGAGAAACGCCAUAAACUAGUAAUCCAGGUUUGACAAUAUGACAGUUCUCAAGUUAAGGACUGAUGAGGAGAGUACAAGGGCUGUACCUAGUUAUGUGACAGGUAUGACUCUUAUCCCCUGCAGGGCUGCAGUGGUGAUGAGCGAGAGAUGGGAAAAUCCCUGGCAGACAUUAUCUCCAGGAGGGAAAAACAUGUCAUCGCAGAGGGCCAGGAGCCGGCUCACUUCUGGGUCAAUCUGGGAGGCAAGUCCCAGUAUGCCAACAGUAAGAGGUACCACACUUGAUCCCUUGGUUUUAUAGUUCCCUAAGGGCCCUAUUCAACUGAACUCGGUUAGCGGGUUUAAAUGUAAUUGAUUCAUAAACUCAUUGAACAAGACAGCAAAACACUGUCUAGUACAAUGUAACUGGAAAUGACAUCCCAUUCUGAUGCCUUCUUCCUGGAUCAUCUGUGGUCUCUAACCAAGGCUUCAGGAAGAGCACAACAACAUCACCCCACGUCUCUUCGAGUGCUCCAAUCAGACAGGCCGCUUCCUGGCUAUGGAGAUCACCAACUUUAACCAGGACGACCUGGACGAAGAUGACAUCAUGCUGCUGGACAUCUGGGACAUGGUGAAUACCUAUCUUUUUACCCUGGAAUCCAAACUGAUGUGCCGUGUUUCCCCAUUGUUUCAGUUUGGGUUUCAGGCUACUACUGUACUGUCCUUUGAUUGCUGCUAUCAAUUAGUGCUGAGCGAUUAGUGCUUUUUGAGGUCGGUUUCGGUUCAAUUAUUAAGAAAUAAUCACAGUUUUUAAUUUCGGUUUUCGAUUAUUUGGGUUGAACGCUGUUACAACACAGAACAAAAAACAAUUAAUAAAAGUCCCAUGAUGGUAGUGACUGUUCAUUACUGCUUAUUCCCUUAUUAACCAUAAUUUAUUCACAUUACUUCACUUUAAUCAAAAUGUUCAGUUGUUGUGUAUAUGUUUUAUUUGAUGACUUUAUUAUUUAAAUCCAAGUCAUCAUCUCAUCUCUAUAGAGCUGCUGCCUAUGCUGUCUGACAAAAUCACUAUUUUAGUAGUUCUUCUAAGUAAAUAAGGCAUACUUUUAUGACUGCUGAAUACCAGUUAUCCAUCACUUUGAUCAUGUAUUUUCAGGUAGAGAAGCCUCGCGAAGCAACAGAUGCUCUCUAUAUCCCCUCACGAUUGCUCAUUCUUGUCCCUUCCUUAUCGGGUGUAAAAGAAACGCAGACCGGACAAGUAGAUGCUCUAUGGAUUAUGGUCAUUGUAGUUAAUUACCACGUUUUGUGCCCUAAACUAUGUAGAAUAUUGGCCUGUUGGAAACGACAACUCCCUACUAUAAUCACACAGUUGAGGCUGGAUCUGAUUUAUCUCUAGAGAAACUGUGCAAUGUGCGCAUUGAGCUCACAGAAAAAAACUGAACGAAAUGGAAUUCAAAUAAUUGAACCUUUGUCAGUUAAUUAGUUGUUUAAAAAUCGAAAAAUAACAGACAUUUCGGUUAAUCGCUCAGCACUACUAUCAAUCUACGAUCUGGAGGUUUGGUUCUUUUAAAACACAAGAGGUCCUCUUCCUCCUCAGGUGUUCCUUGGAUGGGCAAGGGAGCUAAUCAAAUAGAGAAGGAGAAUGUGGUCCCCACCGCACAUGAGUACCUGAGGACCCACCCAGGGGGUCGAAAUCUGGACACCCCCAUUGUGCUGGUCAAACAGGGAUUUGAGCCUCCCACCUUCACAGGCUGGUUCCACACCUGGGACCCACACAUGUGGAGUGUAUGUAGCAUGCAUUUUAGUCAGGAUAAUUAUGAGGUGAUAAUACACAUUGUAAGAGGGUCAUAUACGUAUGACAAGCCUAACAAUGCAUUGUAACUGCAUAAUAACGCAUUACACCGCUUGGCUUCAGGUAGUAUUACCAAAGUCUCUUUACUCAGGGCACAAAAUAUUGAAUUAAACAAGCUGCUUUGCUUUGUAUAUCCACAGGGAGGGAAAUCCUACCAGGAGUUGAAGGCUGAGCUUGGGGAUGCCACUGAUAUCAUCCAGAUCACCGUGGUGAGUUUCUACUCUCUCUCAAGCCCACUCACGUCAUCUGAUUUUACGAAACAGUUCUCAUGUAAACAUUCUUUACAAAUGCACAAAGGAAAUAUACAGUAUGUACAUGUAAGUGUUAAUGUUCAUAUGUAUUAGAAAAAAUGUCCACCAAUAAAGUUCCCGAAGGUCUAGCUACCAUUUGACCAGGUGUUCUAACCUAGCCCAGUCAUUAAGGAACAAUUAUUGCAUCGUCAUAGAAACCACAGUCAAAUAUUAUUUUCUGCUCUGGUUAAAUUAAUGGUCUCUUGUCUGUUUGUGGCUACAGGACAGAACCACAUCCAACUCCACUCAAAAUAAUUCCAAGAACAUUGGAGAACCACUGUUGUCCCCCACCGUUGGGGUCACCAUCCCUGCAGACAAGCUGUUAAACCGCCAGACAGAUGACCUGCCCGAUGGGGUUGACCCUACCAAGAAGGAGGUAAACUAACACUGGAUCUCCAUGAUUGGUCUCUCACCAGUCUGUACUUCAGUGUAGCUGUCAGCUAAAUUCAUGAUUAUUGUAGUCAGUCACUCAUCUAUUUUUACAUGUACUAUAACUAUACCAUACCUCUAUCUUUUCCAGGAGUAUCUGUCCAAUGAUGACUUUGCUCUGAUCCUGGGUGUGUCCCGGGUAGAGUUCUACUCCAUGCCCUCCUGGAAGCAGCAGAAUCUGAAGAAAGAGAAGGGUCUGUUCUAG